CCGAAAAUGGCGAGAAGUGUGUUACGCUAACAAUAUUUUUAAUUUUUAAAAUAAAUCUGAACAUUAUAUCAAAGCAAAAAUCAUAAGUUCAGACGUCAUAAUUCGUGAAUUCAGUUUAAUUAAGGAACAGUUCAUAAAAACUCUACUGAUAUCAGCUGUAAAGCAGCUAAGCAGUAGAAAUGAAAGUGUGGGGAGCUCACGGAGAGUUCUGCGCGCGACACCAAUGGGAGGUGAUCGUGGCUACCUUAGCCCUGCUGGCCUGCGCUGCCAGCGUUGAGAGAAAUGGCCCAGGGAACAGAUCAGAGCACUGCGCAGGGUGGGCCCGCGCCUGCCCAGGCCUCGAAGCCGAGUACCAAGCUGCCGACGCAGUUAUAAUGACCUUCGUCCGCUGCGCAGCCCUCCUAUACGCCUACUACCAAAUCUCCAACCUCCACAAAAUAGCUUCGAAGUAUCUUCUCAUCAUCGCCGGGGUGUUUUCGACUUUUGCCAGCUUCAUCUUCACCUCAGCCCUAGCCAGUUUGUUCUGGAGUGAGUUGGCGAGUAUAAAAGAUGCGCCGUUCCUAUUUUUGUUGGUCGCUGAUGUGGCUAGGGGCGCGAGGAUGGCGAAGGCUGGCUGGUCUGCUGGAGAAGACCAAGGAAAAAGGGUUGGGAGAGCGUUGUCUUUGCUUGGACCCACGGCUACGUUAGACACACUUCUCGCUGUCUUAUUAGUAGGAGUCGGGGCGUUAUCUGGCGUCCCUAGAUUAGAACAUAUGUGCACAUUUGCCUGCCUAGCUCUGUUGGUAGACUAUUUAGUAUUUGUGACAUUCUACCCCGCCUGUUUGUCUUUAGUAGCGGACUUCGCUUCAGGGCGAAAAGAAAUAUCACCUGACAAUCCAUUCUUGGAAGCUGAUUUAAAACCGAACCCUGUUGUUCAAAGAGUUAAGAUGAUAAUGGCUGCUGGACUCUUAUGUGUACACCUGACCAGUAGAUGGCCUUGGAGUGUCGAUAACGGGAUCAUAGAAGGUCCCACAGACACAUUAACCCCUACCCCGAACGACAACGUCCUCCUACAUUCCUACGUGAAAUGGUUCUCAGUCUCCGCUGACUACAUAGUCAUAGCGACACUACUAUGUGCCUUAAUUAUUAAAUUUAUGUUCUUCGAGGAACAUCGAAGCUGGGUCAUUGACAUGAAUGACAUGACCGUGAAAGAAGUCAUUCAAGAGCAAGCAAGAAUUAAGCCGAAAUUCUCAGUUGGAGAUGAUUCUAACUCUGACGUAUCUACUCAGACAGAGGGAGUUUCUGAAGAGGAAUGGCCUACUCUCUCUCCAAGCUCUUCUGCAGCUAAAUUGAACGCGAAGAAGCGUCCAAUGGCUGAAUGCCUCGAAAUAUACAGAUCUGAAGGAGGCUGCAUCUCUCUUAGCGACGAGGAAGUGGUGAUGUUGGUAGAACAAUCACAUAUUCCUCUACAUCGAUUAGAAGCGGUGUUGGGUGACCCACUCCGCGGCGUUAGAUUGCGCAGGAGAGUGGUCGGUACUAGAUUCCAGACCGAGCUAGCUAUAAAACAACUGCCUUACUUAAAUUACGAUUAUUCUAAAGUGCUGAAUGCGUGUUGUGAAAAUGUGAUUGGUUAUGUUGGAGUACCAGUGGGAUACGCAGGUCCAUUGGUCGUUGACGGUAAGGCCUACAUGAUCCCAAUGGCGACCACAGAAGGAGCGUUAGUUGCUUCUACGAAUAGAGGAGCUAAAGCUAUCGGUCCGAGAGGUGUAACGAGUGUGGUAGAAGACGUAGGUAUGACGAGAGCGCCCGCCAUCAAACUGCCAAACGUUGUCAGAGCACAUGAGUGCAGACAAUGGAUAGACAAUAAGGACAACUACGCCUUAAUCAAAGAAGCCUUCGACUCCACAUCAAGGUUCGCUCGCCUGCAAGAGAUCCACAUAGGCGUGGAUGGGGCAACGCUGUACUUAAGAUUUAGAGCGACCACAGGAGACGCCAUGGGCAUGAACAUGGUCUCAAAGGGCGCAGAAAACGCCUUAAAACUCCUCAAAAACUACUUCCCAGACAUGGAAGUAAUUAGUUUAUCAGGAAACUAUUGCUCUGAUAAAAAAGCAGCCGCUAUUAACUGGGUCAAAGGUAGAGGGAAGCGAGUGGUCUGUGAGACUACUAUAACUAGUGACAAUUUGAGGACUAUCUUCAAAACUGACGCUAAGACUCUGGCGCGAUGCAAUAAGAUUAAGAAUCUCUCGGGGUCGGCUUUAGCCGGGUCCAUCGGUGGUAAUAAUGCGCACGCAGCGAAUAUGGUGACCGCCAUUUACAUAGCAACAGGCCAAGACCCGGCCCAGAAUGUGACCAGCUCGAAUUGCUCCACAAAUAUGGAAUGCUGUGGGGAAAAUGGUGAAGAUCUUUACGUGACUUGCACCAUGCCGUCUUUGGAAGUGGGUACUGUCGGUGGGGGCACGAUUUUGACAGGCCAAGGCGCUUGUCUGGAGAUACUAGGGGUGAAAGGAGCUGGGGUUCGGCCAGCUGAGAACUCAGCAAGACUAGCUUCUCUGAUUUGCGCCACCGUUUUAGCUGGCGAAUUAAGCCUAAUGGCUGCUCUCGUCAAUUCAGAUCUUGUCAAAUCUCAUAUGAGACAUAACCGCUCUACGGUAAACGUACAAGCUGUUAACGUUCAAACAGAUACUAUAACUUUAAAAGUACCGACAUUAUAACACAAAGUUAUAUGAAACUUCUCCUCAUCACAGGGGCCUUAUGGAAAAUCAUUCGUUUCAUGCCGUUUUUUGGUACUUUACUGAAUCAAUGUGUAGGGCGUAGCACUGUGCUUAAUUUAGCCUUUAGCGAUGUGAGAAGCCUGGUUUAAGAAAAGCUAGAUGGUAAUAAGAAAUCAUGUUAAUCAAGAAUUUUAUUCUUCAUUUUGAAUUUUGACAAUCUACAUUUACAAAGUGUAUUACAAGGAUCAAGGACGAUGAUAAAAAGGCGGGCAUAAUGUAAUAUAAUGUAACUUAUAAAUGGUUGAAGCUGUCAAUGGGUUAUUUUAUGUGUGCGUGUGUAAUGGGUUACCACGUUACCAGACUUAGAAAAUGAGAUGUCCUUCGUGUCAAUGUGUUUAUAUUCUGCGUGUAAGUCUAUAAGAACCAGGUGCCACAGUCGUUGUUUCAAGAUACUGUCCGCCUUUUUGUCAAAAUUCUUAUUUAAUUAUUUGACGUUUGGCAAAAAGGAACAAUAUUGGCGCCAUUUUUGCUUUCUUUUUUCAUAUGGCAACUCUUAACUGUUAAAGAGGCUUUUUUCCACUAUCUAUAUGUAAAGUUGCCAUUGAAAAAAAUUUAAUAUUCAUUUCUUUUUUUGCCAAUAAACUAAAUACGUUUAACAGUGAUUUUUUUACUUUUUUAACAACAUGAGGAUUCGGUGGCCUAUUAUAAGCAAAGUAAUAUAUUUUUAUGUUAUAUCAAAAUGGUAUUAUCGAAUAUAUAUUUAGUUUAAUGUCUGCUAAUGCUGCAAAUGUGAAUCGAGAACAUAAAUUUUAUUAAAUAGUUGUUCGUUCAAUAAAUUUACUUUGAAUGU
Molecule: messenger RNA, 3540 nt
Organism: Spodoptera litura
Lineage: Eukaryota; Metazoa; Arthropoda; Insecta; Lepidoptera; Noctuidae
Gene: Hmgcr
Product: HMG coenzyme A reductase
Biological process (GO): coenzyme A metabolic process; isoprenoid biosynthetic process; sterol biosynthetic process
Cellular component (GO): peroxisomal membrane; endoplasmic reticulum membrane
Molecular function (GO): hydroxymethylglutaryl-CoA reductase (NADPH) activity; protein binding
Source: RefSeq, a predicted model, not a curated record